UGGUUCGCUCUUACUUGCUAUGUUAGUCAACAGUGUAUCGACAGAAGUGUAUUGACGUUAUUUGUAGAGCUCGAGAAAAUAUGAAGAACAUAUUAAUUUUGGUAUUACCUCUAUUUCUGAUUCAGUGCUACUCGCUGCCGAUCUUGAAAUAUAAAAGAGAUAUUGAUGGGACGAGCUUUGAAAUAGCUGUAGACGUUAGCAAACCUACAGCAGAAAACACAUCCGAGAUAAUAGAAAACGCUGAGCAGAAUAAAGAAGAGAAUAAUGCAAAACACAUGCCUACUGUAUACUAUGGUUUAGAAAGAAGAAACACUGAUGCCACUGACAUCGAAAUAUAUUCAGAUCAGAGCGACACCGCAACAGGGUACAUGCCUGGAGUGAUAGAAACCCCUGAGAAGUACGAAGAAAAACAUAAUGUAAAGCAUACCUCUUUACAUGUUGUGCAGUACAGCAAAAUAAGAGACGCUAAUGAGGAUAACAGCAAAACAUCUUCAAAGGACAAUGAGUCUACGGCAAAUAACGCACCACCUGAACCCGCAAAUGCUGAUGAUAAAUCUGUUAACAGUCGUAAAACGAUACGUAGUGCAAUUGACAAACGCUAUAUAGACUCUGAAGAGGAAGAAUACAGUUCAAUAUUUUCGGGGGAGCCAGUCGAUGAAAUAACUGAUAUACCUGUCAACAGUCGUGAAACGAUAAGUAGACAAACUCACAAACCAAACAAAAACUCUGAAGAGAAAUACAUGACUUCACUCUUUUCGGUGGAGUCAACCAAUGAACCAAUUGUUACAUCUGUUAGCAGUCAUAAAAUGAAACGUAGUCCAAUUGGCAAACCAGACAAAGACCCUAUAUUGGAAAAAGUCCUUUCAACAUCCACCGAGGAACCAAUCCAAACAACAACUGUUACAACUGAUAAAUCAGUCGUUACGACGACUGAAACUACAACAAAUAAAUCACCAAUAGUGACCGAAAAUGUUAAAGAAUUAGUUACCAAGACUUCUUCAUCCGAAAGUUCAACUACUGAAUCCUCGACGGAAUCUCCAGAUACGGAGGGACCGGAUAAAGACCGUCUAACAUCCACCGAGGCACCAAUCCAAACAACAACUGUUACAACUGAUAAACCAGUCGAUACGACGACUGAAACUACAACAAAUAAAUCACCAAUUGUGACCGAAAAUGUUAACGAAUUAGAUACCCAGACUUCUUCAUCCGAAAGUUCAACUACUGAAUCCUCGACGGAAUCUCCAGAUACGGAGGGACCGGAUAAAGACCGUCUAACAUCCACCGAGGAACCAAUCCAAACAACAACUGUUACAACUGAUAAAUCAGUCGUUACGACGACUGAAACUACAACAAAUAAAUCACCAAUAGUGACCGAAAAUGUUAAAGAAUUAGUUACCAAGACUUCUUCAUCCGAAAGUUCAACUACUGAAUCCUCGACGGAAUCUCCAGAUACGGAGGGACCGGAUAAAGACCGUCUAACAUCCACCGAGGCACCAAUCCAAACAACAACUGUUACAACUGAUAAACCAGUCGAUACGACGACUGAAACUACAACAAAUAAAUCACCAAUUGUGACCGAAAAUGUUAACGAAUUAGAUACCCAGACUUCUUCAUCCGAAAGUUCAACUACUGAAUCCUCGACGGAAUCUCCAGAUACGGAGGGACCGGAUAAAGACCGUCUAACAUCCACCGAGGAACCAAUCCAAACAACAACUGUUACAACUGAUAAAUCAGUCGUUACGACGACUGAAACUACAACAAAUAAAUCACCAAUUGUGACCGAAAAUGUUAAAGAAUUAGUUACCAAGACUUCUUCAUCCGAAAGUUCAACUACUGAAUCCUCGACGGAAUCUCCAGAUACGGAGGGACCGGAUAAAGACCGUCUAACAUCCACCGAGGCACCAAUCCAAAGAACAACUGUUACAACUGAUAAACCAGUCGAUACGACGACUGAAACUACAACAAAUAAAUCACCAAUUGUGACCGAAAAUGUUAACGAAUUAGAUACCCAGACUUCUUCAUCCGAUAGUUCAACUACUAAAUCCUCGACGGAAUCUCCAGAUACGGAGGGACCGGAUAAAGACCGUCUAACAUCCACCGAGGCACCAAUCCAAAGAACAACUGUUACAACUGAUAAACCAGUCGAUACGACGACUGAAACUACAACAAAUAAAUCACCAAUUGUGACCGAAAAUGUUAACGAAUUAGAUACCCAGACUUCUUCAUCCGAUAGUUCAACUACUAAAUCCUCGACGGAAUCUCCAGAUACGGAGGGACCGGAUAAAGACCGUCUAACAUCCACCGAGGCACCAAUCCAAAGAACAACUGUUACAACUGAUAAACCAGUCGAUACGACGACUGAAACUACAACAAAUAAAUCACCAAUUGUGACCGAAAAUGUUAACGAAUUAGAUACCCAGACUUCUUCAUCCGAUAGUUCAACUACUAAAUCCUCGACGGAAUCUCCAGAUACGGAGGGACCGGAUAAAGACCGUCUAACAUCCACCGAGGCACCAAUCCAAAGAACAACUGUUACAACUGAUAAAUCAGUCGUUACGACGACUGAAACUACAACAAAUAAAUCACCAAUUGUGACCGAAAAUGCUCAACAGGAAAAAACAACAGAUAAAUGUGAUGAACCUGUUGAAUCUAAUCAAGUAACUUCUGCCAAUGAUAUUAACUGUCAAUCAACUGUUGAGCCAGUAAGUGACACACAACAAGAGUCGUCAGCUGGCAGAGAAAAACAUGGAAUGUUUAAUACAUUUUUAAGCGUGGUAUGCGGUGCCUCAAACGUGUUGGGUUCUUGGAUGCGGUGUGUGGCAUACAAGAUAGCUGCUUAUAUCGGAAUAUGCAAGACCCAGCAAUAAAUUUCUUACUUAUGAUACAUAGAAAUUAAUUUAUUUCAAGUAUUC
Messenger RNA from Phymastichus coffea, 2912 nucleotides. Its product is annotated as mucin-2-like. The coding region runs from base 81 to 2867 and encodes 928 amino acids. The record is from RefSeq and is a predicted model, not a curated record. The transcript has 5 exons. Lineage: Eukaryota; Metazoa; Arthropoda; Insecta; Hymenoptera; Eulophidae.